AGCGAGCCGGUCGCACAAAGACCACCAACCUAAUCUAUCAUCGGCUACGCAGGAGCAGCAGCAGCAGCACCGCAGCGGGCGGCGCCGGCGACAACAUCGACGACGACUGAGCAAGGACGACAAGAAGAAGAGGAAGGACAAUCCAUGGGCAACUGCGCCGUGACGCAGCACGCGGUGACGUCGUGGGCGGACGACGGCGAGUGGGACGUGCCGUCGGCGGCCGAGGAGGAGGAGGAGGCCGCCGGGACCAGCGGGAGGAAGGACCACGGCCACGAAGCGGCGGAGGUGACGAUCAGGAUCACCAGGAAGCAGCUGCAGGAGCUGAUGGAGAAGAGGGCCGGUGGCCUCCACGGCCUCAAGAGCCGCCGGGCCGCCGCGCAGCUGCUGGCGGACGUCAUGAACGCCGGCCAGGUCUACCACCAUCUCCACCACUGUAAGGCGGCGCACUGGAAGCCCAAGCUGCAGAGCAUCCCGGAGGCCGUCGAGUCAUGACGCACGGCACACUGCUGCCAUGGCGUUUUGCUUGCCUGGUUUCUCCUCCUCGUCUUCGGUUGCUUCUUCGCAGUUGCAGGCUGGCAGCUUUUCAUUGGGUGACUCACCGUGUCAUCAUUCUUUUAGUUUGGAUGCAGUAUACAACGAAAGAUGUACAGAAGUAGGGAAUUCUUGAGCAACUACCCAUGUUUUACGUAGCAGAGCAUGAUCAACAACUCAUGGUCAGCAGAGUACUACACUUUUUGCUGAUUGGUUCCCUCAGUUUACCAUGCAGAGCCAGGCCCAGGACUGCAUACUCCAUGUACAAAUUGAUUCCGCUUCACUAAAAGCCCACUAUUCCAGCAUGGAAUGCUUAUUUAGCUUGUGCUUGACGCAAGAGGCAACUAAUAUAUGUACAUUUUAUAUUUGGUUUUUUAUUUUAUUUUACUGAGCUUACUCUAUGUAUUAGAUUCUCUAUCUUUUGCGCCCAGGGGAACUUCUUUUAUCGACAAAAAACUCA
Molecule: messenger RNA, 991 nt
Organism: Sorghum bicolor (sorghum)
Lineage: Eukaryota; Viridiplantae; Streptophyta; Magnoliopsida; Poales; Poaceae
Exons: 1
Coding region: 145-492 (115 amino acids)
Source: RefSeq, a predicted model, not a curated record